AUGGCCGCGCAAAAUAAAGUGGAAAGUGGGUCGGAAGAUAUGCCGGCGGCCACGGAUCCCAGUGCUGAGCAAAAGGAACGUUUGAUAGCUGCCGUGAAGAAAGAAGUUAAGCAGUUAAUGGAAGAGGCUGUAACACGAAAAUUCGUUCACGAAGAGAGUGGUGGGGUGACUGCCCUUUGCGGCGCAGUGGAAGCGUGUCUCGGUCAAGGGCUAAGACGGCGCGCUCUUGGUCUUUUCAAGACCAGCUCAACUACAGCUCUGUUACAUAAGAUUGCUAAGCACUGUCCCGAGGCAGCACUCGUAUCAGCUCGGGUGCUGGGGGCUGAAGGGGCGCCUGCUACUAGGUCAGCAUCUGGAGUUGAAAGAAGACCUUCAGCACCACGACCACCUCUUAACAAGAGAGGCUCAGGCUCUUUACUAUCACAGUCACCACCACAAUCAAAGUACCUGUGGAUACGAAUAGCUCUAUUCGAGCGCCAAUUAGCCAAAAUCAUCGAACAUCUGGUGAACAACGCUAACAGAUAUUACGAGAGGGAUGCACUAGUAGCAGAUCCUGAUUACGGCAGCAUACUCAGUUCUUUACUUGUUGGACCGUGCGCAUUGGAGUACUCUAAAGCGAAAGCUCCCGCUUGUUUCUGGUCGGAUCCCCCAGCAGAUGAACUAGUUCAAAGGCAUAGAAUGUCCGCGGGUACCACAACUCCCCCGUCUGUGCGAAGACCUAUACUCAACUUUAGAAGAAGCCUAAACGCAUCUUCUGAUGAUGGUAGCGCAAAUAAUUCAGGUGCUGGUAACGCAACUGUUUCAAGCGCUAAAGAUUACGUUGAAAGUUUACAUCAGAAUUCUCGAGCCACAUUAUUGUACGGCAAAAAUAAUGUACGCGUACAACCGAAAGAUGUGGAAGAACCCAUGGCAGGCUACUUAAGCCUCCAUCAAACGGCCGCUGGGCUUGUUAUUAAAUGGACGCCAAAUCAACUCAUGAAUGGUUACGCUGAAAGCGAAGGAAUUGAUAAAAGUGUAUACUGGGCGAUGUCACUCCAGGUUUGUGUAUGGGAAGUGGUGUAUGUGCACGUGCAUCGGUCCCAAGCGAGUGAUGCACUUAUAUUAGUUGGACAAGAUGGGGUUCAACGGCCGCCCAUACAUUUUCCUAAAGGGGGACAUUUACUAUCCUUUUUGAGUAAUCUAGAAACGGGACUAUUACCACAUGGUCAACUUGACCCACCGCUGUGGUCACAACGAGGAACGGGCAAGGUAUUCGGUCGUAACAAAAUACGACGACGUCCACUGCCAAGUCUGUGCGAGAGUGGCGAGUCAGAGGAGCCGGACUGGGAGGAAGUGGCCGGGGACUACGUAUUCCGUAUUGUUAACAAUGCUAUCGCUGAUAGAGAAGCAAUGCGUCACUCGCUAUUAGAGAGGGUGGUGCAGUCGCCUCCGCGCACGCCGCGCCGCCCGCUCGCCUCCACCUCCACCACCUCCUCCGACUCGUCCACAUUGUCCGUGGACUGUCCCGUGGGAAUAAAUGGACAUGCUGCUCCGGUGCCCAAUCCCAUCGUAGAAGAGGUAGCAUCAAUCGAGCUAGUGUGCAGCACGAUGCGGCGACAGAUCAUCUCGCGCGCGUUCUACGGCUGGCUGGCGUACUGCCGGCACCUGUCCACCGUGCGCACGCACCUCAGUGGACUGGUGCAUCCUAAUAUCAUAUCUACAGAAGGCACAGAGUCCGGAAUAACAGAAGAACUGUGGCGGUCGAUGAUGGACAACCGCGGCGUGGUCUGCGACAAGGACGAGGUGUAUAGACUAGUUUACUAUGGGGGCGUGCAACACGACAUCAGGAAGGAGGUCUGGCCGUUCCUUUUGGGAUAUUACGAAUUCGGCUCAACAGCGGAAGAGAGAGCGGAACAAGACGUAGUAUAUCGUCGUCAGUACGAGACCACGAUGUCGGAGUGGUUGUGCGUGGAGGCCAUCGUGCGGCAAAGGGACAGGGAGGCGACGGCCGCUUCUAUCGCGCGCCUUACUGAGUCUUCGGGGAAGAAACCUGAGCUUGUUGAGCCUGAGGUAUUUGAAGACGAUUGCAGUGUAAUAUCAGACAAUCCCCCAAUCGUAUCCCCCGAGCCGAGCGAUACUGAGCAAAGAAAAGAAAAACCAAUACUAUCAAGAGCGCCCAGCAUAGAUGAAGUAGAUAACAUCGAAAUGGAUUCUGAAGAUAAAACUAAAGAUACUAAAUUAAAUGGAGACACGACUGAUAGUCGGGAUAGUGUAUCUGAAUUAGAGGACGAAGAAGUAUAUAUAAAAAGUGUUGUUGAAAACCCUGAUAUGAGACGAGAAAGUAUAGCGGAAAUUAAACGGCUAGCUGAAGGCAUAGUACAAAAGGGUGAUGGACGUGGUCUUCUAUGUAGUGUUGAUAGUGGAAAUACGAACCUUAACGGUAGUGAAAUAAGGACGGAUGAGAAUGAGGCGAGUUCUCUUCAACAGCAUACGAGUGUGAUUGUGACUAAUCCUUCGGUUGAUCUCGUUCCGUCUGGUUCGCCUGCGUCUGGUGGUACUACAGCCAACGCGAGCCCGUCGCGCAGUCCGCUGGGCGUGGUGCGCGAGGAGUCGCAGUCGGCGGGCGCGUCCAUCGACACGCUGGAGCCCGACGCGCGCCCCGACACGCGCUCCAACUGCGUGUCGCCGGCCAGCUCUAAUGGCGGGGUUUAUUCUAAUGAGUUGGUGGAGAGUUUCGCGCUGAAUCUACAUCGAAUUGAAAAGGAUGUGCAAAGGUGUGACCGCAAUUAUCCUUUCUUCACCGACGAAAAUCUGGACAAAUUGCGAAACAUUAUGUGCACCUACGUGUGGGAGCACCUGGACACAGGCUACAUGCAGGGCAUGUGCGACCUGGCGGCGCCGCUGCUGGUGGUGGCGCGCGACGAGGCGGCCGCGCACGCGCUCUUCACGCGCCUCAUGCUGCGCGCGCGGCACAACUUCCCCUCGGGACAGGCUAUGGACGCGCACUUUGCCGAUAUGCGGUCAUUAAUCCAGAUUUUGGACUGUGAGCUGUAUGAGCUGAUGCACGCACACGGCGACUACACGCACUUCUACUUCUGCUACCGCUGGUUCCUGCUCGACUUUAAGCGGGAGCUGCUCUAUCAGGAUGUAUUCUCCGCGUGGGAGCUGAUCUGGGCGGCGCAACGCGUCGCCUCCGAGCACAUGGUGCUCUUCAUAGCGCUGGCGCUGCUAGAGACCUACCGCGACGUCAUACUCGCUAAUGCCAUGGACUUCACUGACAUUAUCAAGUUCUUUAAUGAAAUGGCCGAGCGUCACAACGCGUCUGCAGUGUUGACUCUCGCUAGAGAUCUAGUUUUACAAGUUCAAACUUUAAUAGAAAACAAA
Messenger RNA from Brenthis ino (lesser marbled fritillary), 3363 nucleotides. The record is from the annotation of a GenBank genome assembly. NCBI's taxonomy places the organism in Eukaryota, Metazoa, Arthropoda, Insecta, Lepidoptera, Nymphalidae.